AGUUAGGGUCCAGCCCUCCCCGUGUCCAAUUUCUCUGUGUCAGCUGUUGUCGCUCAGCUGUCCACUUUCCUCCAGCCCUGUCAUUUCAGCUCUGACACCAAGGCGAGAGGCUAGGAGGUCUACAAACACCGUCUGGGUAGCUGGUGUGAGUACAGAGAAUACUGGGGGGGCUUAGCCCCCAAGGAAGAAGACCGGCCCUCCCCCAGCACCACCGUCAAGAUCCCAGGGGCUCCCUCUUUCCUCCACAGGCUGUGGACUGACUUAGGGAAUUCCAAACGAUGACAGAAAAGGAGGUGCUGGAGUCCUCCUCCUUCCCAGCAGAGACUCGGCAAAGUGGGCUACAGCGGCUGAAGCAAUUAUUCAGGAAGGAGUCUACAGGGACAAAGGAAACGGAGCUUCCCCCAGAGCCCCAGGCCAAUGGGGAAGCAGUGGGAGCUGGGGAUGGGCCCAUCUACUACAUCUAUGAGGAAGAGGAGGAAGAAGAGGAGGAGGAGCCACCCCCAGAACCUCCUAAGCUUGUUAAUGAUAAGCCCCACAAAUUCAAAGAUCAUUUCUUCAAGAAGCCCAAGUUCUGUGAUGUCUGUGCCCGGAUGAUUGUGCUCAACAACAAAUUUGGGCUUCGCUGUAAGAACUGCAAAACUAACAUCCACGAACACUGUCGGUCCUAUGUGGAGAUGCAGAGAUGCUUCGGCAAGAUCCCCCCUGGUUUCCAUCGGGCCUAUAGCUCCCCUCUCUACAGCAACCAGCAGUACGCUUGUGUCAAAGAUCUCUCUGCUGCCAAUCGCAAUGACCCUGUGUUUGAAACCCUUCGCAUUGGGGUGAUCAUGGCAAACAAGGAACGGAAGAAGGGACAGGCAGAUAAAAAAAAUUCUCUAGCAGCCAUGAUGGAAGAGGAGCCAGAGUCUGCCAGACCACAGGAAGGCAAACCCCAGGAUGGAAACCCUGAAGGGGAUAAGAAAGCUGAAAAGAAGACACCUGAUGACAAACACAAGCAGCCUGGCUUCCAGCAGUCUCAUUACUUUGUGGCUCUCUAUCGAUUCAAAGCCCUGGAGAAGGACGAUCUGGAUUUCCCGCCUGGAGAGAAGAUCACAGUCAUUGAUGACUCCAAUGAGGAGUGGUGGCGGGGGAAAAUAGGGGAGAAGGUCGGAUUUUUCCCUCCAAACUUCAUCAUUCGGGUCCGGUCUGGAGAGCGUGUGCACCGCGUAACGAGAUCCUUCGUGGGGAACCGCGAGAUAGGGCAGAUCACUCUCAAGAAGGACCAGAUUGUGGUGCAGAAAGGAGAUGAAGCCGGUGGCUACGUCAAGGUCUACACCGGCCGCAAGGUGGGGCUGUUUCCCACCGACUUCCUGGAGGAGAUUGAGGCGUGAAGACGCCUGCUGGCGGGAGAUAACCAAACCCCAUUCUGGGCAGGCCCAGUGGAGGUUGGGGAGAAAAGGGGCGAAAGCAACUAUACUGCCGGGUGGGGGAGAUGGGAAGGCCCGCCGGAACGUGACGGUGCUUCCGGGAAGGGACUGGUUCCCGUCCCCCUCCCCCGCCGAGGGCGUCGGAUACUUGGUGCCGGGAGCAGCCUCACUCACAACCCCUCAGGUCCAGCCUUUGAGAUCUGGAAAAAGAACGCGUCUCCACUAGGGAGACGGGAGGGGGGAUUGAGGCGAACCAUCGA
Molecule: messenger RNA, 1663 nt
Organism: Mesoplodon densirostris (Blainville's beaked whale)
Lineage: Eukaryota; Metazoa; Chordata; Mammalia; Artiodactyla; Ziphiidae
Gene: STAC3
Product: SH3 and cysteine rich domain 3
Exons: 12
Coding region: 279-1367 (362 amino acids)
Biological process (GO): positive regulation of protein localization to plasma membrane; positive regulation of voltage-gated calcium channel activity; skeletal muscle contraction
Cellular component (GO): extrinsic component of cytoplasmic side of plasma membrane
Molecular function (GO): protein binding
Source: RefSeq, a predicted model, not a curated record